Messenger RNA from Panthera uncia (snow leopard), 2718 nucleotides. It is a transcript of the gene PJA1, whose product is annotated as praja ring finger ubiquitin ligase 1. Bases 370 to 2274 code for a protein of 634 amino acids. The record is from RefSeq and is a predicted model, not a curated record. Lineage: Eukaryota; Metazoa; Chordata; Mammalia; Carnivora; Felidae. The transcript has 2 exons.
CUCCGCCGCAGUCGCUGCCCGCCCCGCUGCUGUCUGGCGGGGGAGGAGCUGGAGAGCAGGAGCAGCCUCUCUGGCGGUCGUGGCGGUCGGAGGUCCGAGAGCUCUGCUCCUACUGAGAGCGUGCGGGUGUCAGGACUGGGUCUACACCUGACAGUCACUGGAAUGCUACUUCAGGCCUUAGAAGAAAGUGAAACUAAUUUUAAAGGCCCCUUAUUCUUUCUGUUACCUGCCUGCUGAAGUGAAAAUAGAUCUCCCUGCUCCUUUAUUCUGAACUGAUUUGACUUUCCCAUCUCCAAAGCUUGUGCAGGGAGCAGGAGCCUUUCCACUCGAGCCCCAGCUGUAUUGGAAACCCUCCUAAAAGUCAGAGCAAUGGGUCAGGAAUCUAGCAAGCCUGUAUGGCCCAAGCCAUCAGGAGGGUAUCAGUCCAAUACAGGCAGGAGGUAUGGAAGAAGGCAUGCUUAUGUCAGUUUCAGGCCAUCCAUGAACCAGCAGGAAAGGAUUUCCAGCCAGAGAAAGACGACAUCCGAAGUCCCAAUGCACAGAUCAGCCCCCAGUCAAACCACCAAGAGGAGCCGCUCACCAUUUUCCACCACUCGUCGUAGUUGGGAAGACAGUGAGAGCUCGGGAACCAGCCUGAAUGUUGAUAAUGAGGACUACUCCAGGUACCCACCGAGAGAGUACAGGGCCUUGGGUAGCAGAAGAGGAAUGGCUUAUGGACACGUUGACUCUUUCGGGGCAGAUGAUAGUGAGGAGGAGGGGGCUGGGCCUGUUGAGCGAGUGCCAGUUAGAGGGAAAACUGGCAAGUUUAAAGAUGAGAAGCCGUAUGACCCAGAGAAAGGGGCAAGGUCUUUGGCUGGGGUGCCCCCACAGUUCUCUAGCUUUAACCGUGAUGUGAGAGAGGAGCUUGACAAGGUAGACCCAACCCCUGUGGUGAGACGCUCUGCUAGCAGAGCAGAGUUCCUGCAGCCAAAUAGCAUGGCUCCUCAGACGUCUGCCGAAGGCAAGGUGGCAACCACUGGUGACAGCCUGGAGAGGGAGAGACGGGAGCAGAAUUUACCUGCACGUCCCAUCAGGGCUCCUGUGAGUAUUUGUGGUGGUGGGGAAAACACCCCAAAGAGUGCGGAGGAGCCAGUGGUGAGGCCCAAAAUCAGAAAUCUGGCAAGUCCAAACUGCGUGAAGCCAAAGAUAUUUUUUGAUACUGAUGAUGAUGAUGAUAUGCCACACAGUACUUCCAGGUGGAGGGAUUCUGCCAAUGCUGAUGAAGGCCAUGCCAAUGGCCGAGGCAGAAGAGGCAGAGUCGAGAGUUUAAGUGGCUUCUCUGAGCCAAAGUACCCUGAGGAGAAGAGGGAUGCCAGGAAUGACCAAGUGAAGCCGGAAAAGGUGCCAAGACGACGACGAACCAUGGCCGACCCUGACUUCUGGACGUACAGCGAUGAUUACUACAAAUACUAUGAGGAAGACUCUGACAGUGACAAAGAGUGGACUGCUGCUCUGCGUCGGAAGUAUCGAGGCCGAGAGCAAAAUCUGUCAUCCAGUGGUGAAAGCUGGGAGACUCUGCCAGGGAAAGAAGAGCAUGAACCUGAGCAAGUCAGAGUGAAUGCCAGUGCUGGUGCCAGCCCCAGUGCUAGUGCCAGUGCGAACAGCAGUAGCAGCAAUGAACUUGAAGAAGUUCGGGGACCACCUCUUCAAGAAGAGGAGCAGGCACCCCCAGAAGAAGGAGAGGUUCCUUGGCUCCAGUACAAUGAAAAUGAGAGCAGCAGCGAGGGGGGUAACGAUUCUGGCCAGGAGUUUCUGCAGCCAGGAGUGUUCAUGCUGGAUGGAAACAACAACCUUGAAGAUGAUUCCAGCGUAAGCGAAGACUUAGAAGUGGAUUGGAGCCUCUUUGAUGGGUUUGCAGAUGGGUUGGGGGUGGCCGAAGCCAUUUCCUACGUGGAUCCUCAAUUUCUCACAUACAUGGCGCUAGAAGAACGCCUGGCCCAGGCGAUGGAAACAGCCCUCGCGCACUUAGAGUCUCUCGCAGUGGACGUGGAGGUGGCCAAUCCACCUGCGAGCAAGGAGAGCAUCGACACCCUUCCUGAGAUCCUGGUCACUGAAGAUCACAGUGCAGUGGGGCAGGAAAUGUGUUGCCCCAUCUGCUGUAGUGAAUAUGUGAAGGGGGAGGUGGCAACUGAGCUGCCAUGCCACCACUAUUUCCACAAGCCGUGCGUGUCCAUCUGGCUUCAGAAGUCAGGCACCUGCCCCGUGUGCCGCUGCAUGUUCCCUCCCCCACUCUAAGGCCAAGGCUCUUUACUCCUUUGUCGGUUGAUUUUCCCCAUCUGAAAUCCACAAUACUGCAGGAGCCCUCUCAAAAUUAACAAUUGAAAUGAAACCAAUCAGUUGAUUAAUCUACACCUGUUGAUUCCUUGUGAUUCUUUCCAAUGUGAAAACGGUUGUGUGCGAUUGCAUUAAAAAUCCUAUUGUCUCUUAGAGGUUAGAAAAGCAAAACUAAACAUUCUAAAUGCUACUUGAGAUUGCAGUAAAAACAUACAUUUUCUAACCCGAGUGGAAAUAAGUUGCAUUUGUCUUCAGUAGAAUAUGUUGCUGUUAAUUGUAAUGUCAAGUUGAUCUGUUAAAUAUGUCCAGAAGGCAUCAUCAUUUCUGUUGCAUGUUAUGGGUUAAUGUUCCUGUAAUUGCAGUGCCGUAAAAGCUCAUUAAAGUUCUUCUUUUGGUUUUACAUGG